AUGUCAUCAAUUUUACGAAAGUUGAGUAUUUAUGGAAAUGAUUCAUAUUCUCCACAAAUUCGAUUUGAUACAGGAGAAAAUGCAACACGAAUAGCGAAAUCAUUAUUAUCUCAUCUAAAGUCAUAUUCUACUGAAAGAACUCCUGCAAGACUUGGAGAUGUUUGCGAAAAAAUAACAUUGAUUUGGUCAAAUAUGUUCAAUAUUGAGAAAGAAAUUGCACCAAUCAAAAAAUUUGAAUUGGCCGAGGAAUUUUUGAUUCGACCAGAUAUUAUGAAAUUGUUAUUAUUUGUAUUUCGAAUGCUUCCAUUUGAAUCAAAGAAAAAGAUUCGAGAUAUUGUUACAUUUAUAAUUGUUUGGUGUUCAAAUGAUGCAGAAGAUAGUUCAUUUGGAAGAUCAAGAGCUAAAUUCAAUGUGAAAAUUCGAGAUCAGUUAUUUCAUGUGCGAAAAGAAGUGAUGGAUAUUUUAAUAGAAGGAUUGGAUGCACCAGAUAGUAUUGGAUUAUAUAAUGAUAUUCUCAAACUUUUUGUGAAAGAUGAUAUGUGUCUUAUGUCAAUUUUAGAUGAUAAAGGAAUCGAUCAAAAAUCUGGAUAUCAAAUUCGUGAAAAAGGGUGCUUUUGGAUGAUAUUUAAAAGAUUAACAGCUAAACAAGUAUUUCUCGAACAGUUUGAUGUUACAUUCAAAACAUUGGAAAGUAUUGAAGUUAUUUUAUCAUCAAAUCGAGCUGCAAUUAGUGAAUUUCUAUUAAAUAAUUGGGAACAAUUCUCGUGUAAAUUUUUUAUAACUUUUAGAAAUUAAAUCUGAAGUGACUUUAUUUUUCAGGUUGUAUGAACAAAUUGAUGUUGAGUGUUAAUUAUUAUAUUCAAUCGAAGUCUAGUCAAAUUAUGUAUGAUAUUUUAACAUGCCGUGAAAAUUUUUCAAUCUUCAAAAAAUGGCUCAACGAUAAAGAAAAUUUGCGCAUCACUGUGCAAAAUUUUGAAAGCUUUUUCAAGCCUGUAAGAAUGGCUGCCAUAAAGCUUUUUGAGGUAAUUUUGUUUAAAAAAUAAAUUCAAGAAUUUUCAAAUUUUCAGUUGUUCGUUUUCAACCCAUCGAAUACUCCAAAUGUUCAUCAAUUCAUAGAAGAUAAUUCAAUUAUUUUGGUCAAAUAUUUUUUCGAAAUUUCAAAUUCUCAUGGAUAUAAAGGACGUGUUGAAGAACUCGAAGAUGCCCGAAUUUCAAAAAUUGUUUAUAAAUUAUUAACUUGGUCACGACAAAGACCGUUUACCAAAGAAGAAGAAAUUGAAUUUGAAAAAGAUGAGAAGUUACAAGCAAAAAUGCUAGAAGGUUAGUUAUUUUGUUUUUAAAAUAAAUAUAGAGAUAUUGUCUAUCUCAGAACAAACAAUUGAAACGGAAUCGUCAAGUUCAAAAUCAAAAAUAUGUCAUGAAUAUGUAAACCGGGUUGCAUAUCACGUUGAAAAUCUCCGUGAACCAAUUAUUUUUGGUAAAUUUUAA
Molecule: messenger RNA, 1488 nt
Organism: Caenorhabditis angaria
Lineage: Eukaryota; Metazoa; Nematoda; Chromadorea; Rhabditida; Rhabditidae
Source: the annotation of a GenBank genome assembly